UCCCGUCCGGCUGAUCCAACGAGCCAUCGUGCGUCAGGGUGGGUGCUGUCGAGGGUGGCGGGGGGUGGGGUCGCGUGAUCGCGAAGAUCUCCGUGGGGAGGUUCGAGGUUGGCGGGCUUUAAGGAGCGGGCGUUCCGAGGGACCCGGCAAAUGUGGCUCUGUGUACGGUGAGCCGGGGUUACGGGGGCCGCGGGCCCCGUGGCGGUGGUGGUAAAUCUCGUGGAGAGGCAAGCGUGAGGCUACCCCUGAGUCCUCGCACUCUGUGCGCCCCUGGGGCCGGAGGAGGCGUACAUGCGCACGCACAGGGCACUGGGCCCGCCGCAGCUGGGACUGCGGCGACCGGCCCUCCUACGACAGGGAACAAUCCCGCGGGGCCAGCUGCCGACGAAGGAUCCGGCCUUCCGGACGAGCCAAUGGUACACGUCGAGAGGGCCGUGCAUCGCGGUACCUGGAUAUGUUGUAUGCCGUGUUACUGGCUGCGAAGAAGCAAAGCCGUGCACAAGGCGUUGCUCACGUUCGCUAUGCUGCUCGUCACCAGUCUGCUCGUCACCAGUCCUGUCCUCUUCCUCAUCACCACGCUGCCGGAGGGAGAGCAGCCUCGUGAAUGCGCACCCCUGGACGAAGCCUGCAUCAGAGAGCGGGAUGGUCCGGAGGGUGUUUGCGACUCGAAAGCCUGCGAGGAAGCCUCGAAGCGGAUGGUGGCUUUCAUGAAGAAGGGGGUGGAUCCUUGCAAGGACUUUUAUCAGUUCGCGUGCGGCGGUAUUCGCGAUCAGCAACCCUAUCAGCCGAGCUCGAGCUUCAACAUGCUUCAGGCGAGGAUCGACGAUCACCUACACAAGCUGCUGGCGAACAAGACGGGUCACAUGGACGGCGUGUUCGAGAAGCUGGGCCAGUUUUACAGCGACUGCUUGGAAUUCAAGGAGAAACCCGUCAAUUUUACACCCGUUUACGAGCUUUUACGCGAACUCGGGGGCUAUCUACCCCCGAAGAGCAUCGCGCCAGCCGACAUUACGCCGCUGGUCUCGAGGCUGUUGAGGGUGAACGGCGCGCCGCUCUUCGACUUCUACGUGGACGUGGAUCUUUACGAUCGCACCAGGUCGUCCGUCUUUCUGGAUCUGCCUACGAAGCAUCAGGAAAACGCGUUCUUCGCGGAGAACCUGACCGAAGGACUACGAUGGGUGAAGACGUACUCGAUGAUGGAGAAACGACAGCAGAGAUCGGUUCACGAGGAAAGUCGUGCUUACACAGUGAUCAAGAACAAGAUGGAGGAGCAGAGAUCGCGGAGGAUUCAGAAGAUCGUCGAAGGCUUGUUGCCGACGACGAUGGACCCGAAGAACCGAGCCUCGGAGACCGACCUGCUGUUGCAAUUCUGCUUGUCCCUCAGCAAGAUCUAUCCGAAGCACAAGGACCUUUACAACUGGGUGGACGUCGAUCAGAGGGUGUACGUUCCGUUCAACAUGUCCUAUCUCCAGGAGAGCUUCGGUUAUAUAAGGUGGGGGACGCUGCUGAACGCCACUUUAGGCGCCACCACUGCCGAUCUCUACAAUCAUAGCCACGACCGGGGAAGAUCCGUUCAGGCCUUCGAGGAUCAGCUGAUCUACGUUUACGUCACCGCUCCUCGUUACUUUCGCAGCCUCGGGAAAUUGCUGAAUCGGUUCUCCAGAAGGAUUAUUCACAAUGGAUUGCUGUUACUGUACGCGGUAGACACGCUCCACGACAUCGUGAACGUGACCGCCAGCAAGAAUUGGGAGUUGUCUUGCUUCAAAUUGACAAAGAACGUGUUCAGCGAGGUGGUUGGCGCUUUGUACGUGCAGCAGUACAGUCCUCAGUAUUUGGAGAAACUGGCUAACAGGGUGGCGGGACUGUUCGAGCGCGUGAAGGAGACGGUGGCCGAACGGAUCUUGGUGAAGUCCUGGCUGGACGAGGAAACGAGGACGCAGGCGUUGCUGAAGCUGAACUCGUUGCGGGGAAGAUUUCACGUGUGGCCUGGUUUCUACAACGAGACGCUGCUGGCCCGCGAAAUGGCCGAGGUGAAGAUCGAUCCGGACGACUUCUUCCGCAGCGCGCUGAAGCGGUUCCGACAGAUUCGCACGGUGGACGACAAGGUUCUGCGGAGGAACGUGACCGAAAAACGCCGUCAUCCGUACAGCGUGACCGCUUAUUACGAGUCCUCGACAAAUACGAUCGGUAUCCCACUGGCGAUGAUGACUGCUUGGUCGUGGUCCUGGGACGGAGGUCCUGCGUACGCUGCCCACGCCACCUUGGGAUCGGUUAUCGGCCACGAGAUCCUCCACGCUUUCGAUCUCCAUCGACGUCGACUGCCAUUGGAUCCCGACAUGAACGUCGAUCAGUGGCUCUGGAUCACGCCGGAGUCUUGGAAGAGGCUGGAAGCGAGGAUCGAGUGCGUCGCGAGACUCUACGCUAGGAGCUUCUGGAGGAAAGUACAGUUUUAUGGGAACGACGUUGCUGUACAGUUCGACUGGAACGUUACGAGGAACGAGAACGUGGCGGACAUUGGAGCCUUGCAAAUUUCUUAUAAAACCUGGCACACUCUGACGAACGGGAAGGAUCGAAGUCUUCCUGGAUUCGAGGGACUUCGCGCGAGCCAGCUUUUCUUCAUAAGCGCCGCCCAGACUUAUUGUUCUAAUAUGACUGCCGAGGCCUACAUUCUCUCCGUUGAACUAGAUUAUCACACGCCUCAGCCUGAAAGGGUCAACGGUAUAAUGAUGAACUCCCAGGCAUUCGCGGACGCGUUCCGUUGCCCGAUCGGAACCAAAAUGAAUCCCCCGAACAAGUGCACCACCUGGUGAUGAUCAGGCGCGGACAAUCGUUCGCCGAUUACGUCAGACUUCAUUCACCAACAUCAGUUCUCGAUCAUUGGGAUUCGGCUUGGAAAAGCGGUGUCCUGCAAUUGGAGACCAAUGGCGACGAGGAUUGACCAAUUUUUCAGCGUUUGUCGAGCGAUCCUGCGUCGGAGGGAAUCGAUUCAGGAAUUCUAUCGGAAGGGGAGGAUCCAUCGAGCAGAGCGCGGUGAAACAACGCGAGUAAUCGACAACGUCCGCUCGAUCGCGACGACGAAGGAUCGAUCGAUAGAGUAAGCUUGUUGCGAUGUUUCGAGAGUCUAAAGGGUGCCGAUCUCCAAUUCGGUCGUCGAGGCAAAACUCUUUCAAACGCGCCAUUAUUGUUAAUAUCUCUCCCUAUGACGCUUUAGAGGACCUUAGAUUUAUCAUAGCGAAAGCAAUAAAUUAUACGGAAGAACAGACGAGAAAGUGAUAUAUACGCAAAAAGAUGAAAAAGAUAAAAAAAAAAUAUGAAGACGUACACGCAGGAGUAAACACACGUACACACGCAGAAUAAGCAAAUUAUAAAGCGCUUCGAUCGUUCAGUUUGCGACGAGUCGGUAGAUAUCGGUAAAGCUUGCUGGUUGAAGUUAGCGAUCGACGUUGUUUCUUAGGGGCACCGACGAUGUACGAGUUUAGACGAAAGAUCGAAACUAGCGAGUCUACGAAUCGCCUGAAUAUCUUGCACGAACAAAAUCGACUCGAGUGCAACGUUAGGGACGCGAAAUACCUCUCGUCUUCUUUGGAACUCGGAGGAUAGAGAGCAGCCUUUAGUAUCGUACGAACAACGAGCGUCGAAGGAUCAACGAUUCGAGGGGGAGGAAAGAGGAUCGAUGAACAAAGACGUUGGCGAACGCGAACUGCAAACAUUUACGAAGCGGAUCUAUUUAGUUUCUCGCGCACCGAUUGUCUUCGCUCUUGUUAGUCUGCAACGUCUGUAAAUAACUUUUCAGUUUAGUUUAGUUGACCUGGAACAGCACGAAUACGAUUCGAGCCGACCGCCGGAGGAUUUAGAGAUCAGGUAGAUCAGCGCGCGCUUUUAUUCACCUGUAUUUCGCUCGGUUCUUCUUCGUACGGACACAAAACUCUUCGAUCAACGCUUCGCUUUUAUCGGUGAUACCGUUUCGCUCGGUUCUCGAUGGAAAAACGUGUUUCAGUUGACUCCAGUCGAUCCCGGCGAGCAGCUCACUCCUCGCGACACCGAAACCCACACACUUUCGUUGUCAUUUGUUCCGCCAUUUCCGCGACAAAACAAUGAGACACUGGAUCCUUAGCGAUCUAUAGAGCCAGUGGUAUGUACAAAGAUUUUGUAUGCAGGCGUGUAUUACGUUGGCUGUUUCGUAGAUCCGUAGAAUAAGCUUAUCUAGGACUAAACCAAUAACCCAAAGAAGAAAUUUCCAACCUGUGUAGUAGUUUUCCAAAUUUUCCCGCCCGUCUCCUAGUUUUGUUAAAAAAUUCACGGUAGAUUACUUUACAGGACAAGCCUGAUGGGUGCUAAAUAGUUAAACGCUGGCGAUUGUAAAGCGCACGAUCCUUUCUCGAGACUCCUUGCACGAGUACACCUCUCGCAGCACCGUCUUGCCUACUCGAUUUCUAACACCGAUGUAAAAUUGUCGUUCGUACCGCAGUGUGCUGUUCGUCGCGACGCUCGUAUCUCACAAUUUCCGCGGACCGCAGAAAUUUCAUCGUCGUGAGCCGACGGCUAGCGAAGGUUGCUACAAUUUUAGUGCGUUUACGCAAGGAUCGCGAUCUGUGAUAUUCUUAAGCAGUACUUAAGCGACUCGGGGGACUACUUCCGGGCGAGCGUUCUCGAUGGUCGACGAUAGAGAUAAUUAUUCGUAUCGGUCCAUCGGUACACUGUCACGCCAGCCAUCGUCGACGACGUCCCGACGUCCCCGGUCGAAUCGAAAGCAUAAAAAUCACGUUAU
Molecule: messenger RNA, 4768 nt
Organism: Colletes gigas
Lineage: Eukaryota; Metazoa; Arthropoda; Insecta; Hymenoptera; Colletidae
Product: neprilysin-1-like
Exons: 18
Coding region: 414-2810 (798 amino acids)
Biological process (GO): protein processing
Cellular component (GO): plasma membrane
Molecular function (GO): metalloendopeptidase activity
Source: RefSeq, a predicted model, not a curated record